UCGAUCGCGGAGGAAGAUGUGCGAGGCUUGGCGGGCUCCAGGCGCCAGGGCGGGCUCCAGAAUCCAUGGCAGGCUCCAGGGCCCCAUCGAAGUUAUGGGCUGCCCCUCUUUCGCAUCCUUCGCCAGGUGCGGUGCCCACUCUUUCCUUUCAUGAACAUGAGGUGGUAUCGCGAAGUGCACUAGUAGGAGAGCGCUCCAAGGGCCAGAGCCAAGGUGGAGCAUCUUGGCGGAGGGCAGGAGUCGGAACACACGCGUCUGAACUCCCCUGCCCAGCAUGAACCUUUCACCUUAUGGAUGGCUGCAAUCUCCGGUCAGCACGGCAACCGGGUUUUUGGACGAAGAAGGGGCCUCGAACCCCCGGCGUCCGAACUGCGCUAUUUGGUCGUCGUCCUCGCAGGCCGCGUGGCAGCCUGCCAUCCCGCUACCCCGUCGGCAGUUUUCUUGCCCCCGGCAGCCGCGUGGCUGCGAGGUUAAAGUCUCCAGGUGCCGCCCGCCCGGCCGAGAUGCAUCACAUCAUGCGCGCCGGCGUGAGCCUCGGCUGUCUCGCGGCCACCGCGGCGGCGGCCAGCACCUCCCCGUGCAGCAGCUGCAGCAAGAACAUCUCCCGCGAUGUCGCCAUCAUCGGCGGCGGUGCGUCGGGCGCUCAUGCCGCCGUAUGGUUGCGCGAUGCUGGCCACAGCGUCGUCGUCGUCGAGAAGGCCAGCCAGCUCGGCGGCCACACCAACUACUACGUAGACCCGGCCACGGGCAAGGUGAUCAACGUGGGCGUGCAGGCCUGGAUGGAGUACAAGGACGCGUUCGCGUUCCCGGCGCGCAUGAACGUGUCGACUAGCGGGUCCAUGGCGUUCACCCCGAACGCCAACCAGUACAUCGACUACAAGACGGGCAAGCCAGUCGCCAACUACACGGCGCCCGCGAGCGCCGACAUGUACGCGGCGCUGCAGCGGUACCUGGACGUGCUCGAGAAGUACGAGGACAUGGUGCUGCCGGGCUUCUUCAACUUCCCCGAGCCGGACGCCAUCCCCGAGGACCUGCUGAUGAACUUCGGCGACUUCGCCGACAAGUACAACCUGUCGGCCGCCGUGCCGCAGAUCUGGGACUCGACCGCGCAGGGCCUCGCCGACACCAUGCACGUCCCGACGCUGUUUGUGAUGCAGGCGUCGGGCAUCCCCAUGGUCAAGGCGCUGCUGGGCACCGGCGCGGCCGCCGUGCCGGCGUCGGGCCGCCUGUACGACCUGUACGAGAGCGUCGCCAACUUCCUGGGCGACGACGUGCUGUACUCGAGCACCGUCGUCUCGGCCACGCGCCGCGACGGCAACAACAGCCAGGCCAUCUCGCUGCGCGUCCAGGGCGCCGACGGCAAGGUGACGUGCAUCAACGCCAAGCGGCUGCUCAUCGCCAUCGAGCCGACGGACGACAACAUGGCGCCGUUCUCGCUCGACCGCACCGAGAGCACCGUGCUCGGCCGGUUCCAGUACUCGACCGUCUACGCGGGCAUCCUGCGCCACCCGUCGCUGCAGACACUCAACGCCUACUCGAACCGGUCGCCGGCGCCCGGGUCGUACAACUACACCGUGUUCCCCGUCGCGCCGCAGGUCGGGCGCAUCGACUACCUCGGCGGCACCGUGGACCUGUUCGAGUUCACCGCCGUCGGCACUGAGGACUACACGGCCGCCGAGAUGCAGGCGCUGAUCGGGCAGUCCAUCGACACCAUGAUCGAGGCCGGCACGCUGCCGCAGUCCAACGGCAGCCUCAGCUUCUCCAUCUUCGCCAACCACGCGCGCAUGCACGCCCGCGUCACGGCUGACCAGCUGCGCGCUGGCUUCAUCCAGGACCUGUACUCCCUGCAGGGCCGCCACAACACGUGGUACACGGGCGCCGCCUUCUCGGCCGGCUUCUCGACCGUCCUGUGGGAGUUCAACAAGGUGCUGCUGCCUAAGGUGAUCGCGGGCCUGUGAGGGGCGCGGGGCCACUGCCUGUUCUCUAGCUUCGUGCGUGCCGUCGGCGGCAGCACAAUGUCUAUAGAUCUUUGCUUCUUCUAGUUUGCUAUCCGUUCCAUGUCCAACUUAGACU
Thermothielavioides terrestris NRRL 8126 is the source of this 2073-nucleotide messenger RNA. RefSeq lists its product as uncharacterized. Bases 516 to 1958 code for a protein of 480 amino acids. Gene Ontology annotation, molecular function: oxidoreductase activity. The record is from RefSeq and is a predicted model, not a curated record. The transcript has 3 exons. Lineage: Eukaryota; Fungi; Ascomycota; Sordariomycetes; Sordariales; Chaetomiaceae.